AUGGCGGCGCUGUCGCUGCGCGUGGCGGCCGAGUGCGGGCGGAGCCGGGCGCGGGCCUGCGAGCUGCGGCUGCCGCACGGCCGGGUGGAGAGCCCGGUCUUCAUGCCGGUGGGCACGCAGGGGGCCCUCAAGGGCCUCACCGCCGCCCAGCUGGACGCCCUGGGCUGCCGCCUCUGCCUGGGCAACACCUACCACCUGGGCAUGCGCCCCGGCCCCGAGCUCAUCCGGACGGGCGGCGGCCUGCACGGCUUCAUGCGCUGGCCCUGGAACCUGCUGACGGACAGUGGAGGGUUCCAGAUGGUUUCUCUGGUGGAGCUCUCUGAGGUGACCGAGGAGGGUGUGCUCUUCCAUUCUCCCUAUGAUGGCAAGGAGAUCCUGCUGACUCCAGAGAAGUCCAUUGAGAUCCAGAACGCUCUCGGCUCGGACAUCAUGAUGCAGUUGGACGAUGUGGUCAGCAGCACAGUGAGUGGCCCUCGCGUGGAGGAAGCCAUGUUCAGGUCCAUUCGUUGGCUGGACAGAUGUAUCACAGCACACAAGACUCCUGGCAAGCAAAAUCUCUUUGCCAUUAUCCAAGGCGGGCUGGAUCCUGCCCUCCGAACCAAGUGUCUUGAAGAAAUGACUAAGCGGGACGUGCCCGGUUUUGCCAUCGGGGGCUUGAGCGGUGGCGAAGCCAAGGACCACUUCUGGAGGAUGGUGGCCCUCAGCACGAGUCACCUGCCUCGGGACAAGCCCCGCUAUCUGAUGGGAGUCGGAUAUGCCACAGACCUGGUGGUGUGCGUGGCCCUGGGCUGCGACAUGUUUGACUGCGUCUUCCCCACCAGGACCGCGCGUUUUGGCUCGGCCUUGGUCCCCUCGGGCUCCCUGCAGCUGAAGAACAAGCGGUACUCCAAGGACUUGAAGCCCAUCGACGAGAAUUGUGGCUGCCCCACCUGCCAGAGAUACAGCCGCGCUUUCUUGCACGCGCUCUUCCGCCACGACACCGCCGCCAUGCACCACGUGACUGUUCAUAACGUCGCCUAUCAGCUGAACCUGAUGCGUUCGAUUCGGGAGAAUAUCAUUCAGCAGAGGUUCCCAGAGUUUGUCCAGGAUUUCAUGAAGACCAUGUAUGGCGACAGAGGGAGCUAUCCACAGUGGGCCACUGAAGCUCUGGCCUCCGUGGGCAUCACUCUGGAGUAA
This is a messenger RNA of Euleptes europaea (tarantolino), 1176 nucleotides long. RefSeq names its product queuine tRNA-ribosyltransferase catalytic subunit 1 (gene QTRT1). Gene Ontology annotation, molecular function: tRNA-guanosine(34) queuine transglycosylase activity. Lineage: Eukaryota; Metazoa; Chordata; Lepidosauria; Squamata; Sphaerodactylidae. The transcript has 10 exons. The record is from RefSeq and is a predicted model, not a curated record. Gene Ontology annotation, cellular component: cytosol. The coding region runs from base 1 to 1176 and encodes 391 amino acids.